Molecule: messenger RNA, 928 nt
Organism: Humulus lupulus (European hop)
Lineage: Eukaryota; Viridiplantae; Streptophyta; Magnoliopsida; Rosales; Cannabaceae
Product: histone H1
Exons: 2
Coding region: 95-706 (203 amino acids)
Biological process (GO): negative regulation of DNA recombination; nucleosome assembly; chromosome condensation
Cellular component (GO): nucleus; nucleosome
Molecular function (GO): double-stranded DNA binding; structural constituent of chromatin; nucleosomal DNA binding
Source: RefSeq, a predicted model, not a curated record
UAACAGCGUCAGAAACAUUCGCUCUGUUUUCGAGUAGAUUUUCCAAUCCCAUCUUUACUCUGUUUUUGUCUUUGUUUCGUUUCUUCAUUUCGCGAUGACAACCGCCGCUGAAACUAAAGCUCCGGCCGUCGAGGUUGCUCCGGCUACGGUGCCGGUAGAGAGUAAGAAGGCAGCGAAGCCUGUGAAGGAGAAGAAGCCUAAGGUCCCUAAGGAAAAGAAGCCGAAGCAGUCCAAGACGGCUUCGCACCCUCCAUACUUUCAGAUGAUCAAGGAAGCUGUGCUGGCUCUGAAAGAGAAGAGCGGAUCGAGUCCGUACGCGAUCGCCAAAUACAUGGAGGAGAAGCACAAGGCGGUGCUUCCAGCGAAUUUCAAGAAGAUGUUGGGUCUUCAACUGAAGAACUCUACUUCCAAAGGAAAGUUGAUUAAGAUCAAGGCCUCGUACAAAUUAUCCGAGGCAGGGAAGAAGGAAAAGCUCGCAACUAAGGUUACAAAAGCCAAGGCGGUGAAGAAGACCAAAGUUGCCAAAACGAAAUCAGUCGCUGCUCCAAAAACCAGGGCAACACAGAAACCCAAAGCCGAGAAAGUUAAGAAAGCUACUAACGUGGCGAAGAAGAAGAAGGCCAAGAAAUCGACCCCUAUGAAACCAAAACAGCCCAAGUCGAUCAAAUCUCCGGCUGCUAAGAGGGUCAAGAAGGCCGCUGCCUGAACAAAUUAAUGUUUUAAAUAAAUAAAAUUAGCAUGAAAAUUAAAUAUUAGUUUUCUUUUUUUCUAAUUAGGUAUCUUAUGUAAAUGAUGAAGUUCUAGUUUUUCUUUUUCUUUUUCUUUUAGAAGGUUCUGCAGAUGUUUGAUUAUAUAUAUAUAUAUGGUUGUCUCUGCAAUCUGCGUUUUUCGGUACCUUUCGAAUGAAAUGGAAAAUUUAGCUUUGUAA